AUGGGUUUAGCAGGGCCACGCAAGAAGACCAAGAUCUCCAAUGAUCCAAACAACACCAAUUGGACCCGCUCCACAUCCGGGUUCGGUCAUCGGAUCAUGAGUUCUCAGGGAUGGAAACCUGGCAAUCUUCUGGGAGCCCGAGAUGCUGCCCACGCCGAUCUAUUGACUGCCGCCAGCGCUUCCCAUAUCAAAGUUACACUCAAGGAUGACACCCUUGGACUGGGCGCCCGCAUCGGCCGCGACCCUAUGGAGCCUACAGGCCUUGACGCCUUCAAGGGCCUACUCGGUCGCCUGAACGGCAAAAGUGAUGUGGAAUUGAAGAAAGAGGAACGAAAGCGGGACGACGUCAGACUGGCUCGAUAUGCAGCCCUCAAGUUCCCAGAGGUGCGAUUCGUCAGUGCGGGACUAUUGGCGCAGGAGCCGGAGCCGGAGUCUGAUAUCGCACCUCCGAUUCCGAAGGAGAAUGCCCUCACAAAAUCAAACGCGGGCAAAGAAUCCAGCGAAAGUUCUGAUUCUAGCUCGAGCGAGUCGGAUGCUCCAGCACGCAAGUCGAAGAAGUCCAAAUCUAAAUCCAAGUCCAAAUCGAAGAAAGACCGUUCAGGUGCUGAAGACACGGAUCACACAACGUCAAGCUCGGAGUUGAAGAAGGAAAAGAAGGAAAAGAAAGAUAAGAAAGAUAAGAAGGAGAAGAAGGAAAAGAAGAAGUCCAAGAAGAGAAAGGCUGAUGAUGAGCCGACUGAAUCUUCGGAUCAGAUUUCUGCACCAAAAGUCAAAGCGACACCAACAGUAUCAGGAGAGAGGCGGCCUAUCGGACGCAAUGUAUUCCGGUCACGCUACAUUGCCCAGAAAAAGAUGGCAUUGAUGGACGACAAGUCUCUCAACGAGAUCUUCAUGGUCAAAGCAUAG
Molecule: messenger RNA, 906 nt
Organism: Penicillium nucicola
Lineage: Eukaryota; Fungi; Ascomycota; Eurotiomycetes; Eurotiales; Aspergillaceae
Gene: pxr1
Product: telomerase inhibitor/ribosome biogenesis protein PXR1
Exons: 3
Coding region: 1-906 (301 amino acids)
Molecular function (GO): nucleic acid binding
Source: RefSeq, a predicted model, not a curated record